GGAAGUUGAAAGAUUUGUUGGUAGUUAGCCGAAAAAAAGAGACAGCAGAGGAUGAUGCAGCACACGUGACCAGCUGACAAGAGAAAGCAGCCAGCAGCCCCGAAGUAGUCUCAAAAGCCAACCAACCAAAACCAACUAACCAAAACUAGGCUGCAUUCAUUUGCAUUUUCUCUUUCUCUUUUCUCUUCUGUGUCAUAGCAUAGCAAUAGGAACAGCAACAGCAUUAGCAUUAUCAACCCUACAAUGGAGGCUCCAAGUGCAUGCUGGGACACGUGGCUCGGAGAGGCACUCGCGGCCCUUCACUCUCUCAAAGUCCUUCGCUCUCUCAGACCCAUUUGCCUCCGCAACCACACCCCUGACGACGCUGCGUUCCAAGUGUUCGACCAAAUGCACCAAUGGGACCGCUCCUCUGUUGAGGUGGAAAUUGCUCACACCACGUUUUCUAGAUGGAUGCAUGACACCCCGAGUUCUGGUGAUGAGAUUAUUUGUAGUGCAGCUGAUGGUGAUGAUGAAGCAGGGGCAUCUUAUGAGAAGUUUAAAAAAUUAAUUUUGUUUUCUGGAAAUGAUUAUCUAGGCCUGAGUUCCCAUCCCACUAUUGGAAAGGCUGCCGCAAAGGCAGCCGAAGAACAUGGUAUGGGGCCAAGGGGUUCUGCUCUUAUUUGUGGAUAUACCAAUUAUCAUAGGCUACUUGAGUUGAGCCUUGCAGAUUUGAAAAAGAAAGAGGAUUGCCUUCUUUGUCCCACAGGGUUUGCUGCCAAUAUGGCCUUGAUGACGGCAAUAGGAAGUGUGGGUUCUCUCUUAGCUCGGAAUAAUGUACCUUCAGAGGACCAAAAGAUUGCUGUCUUUUCUGAUGCAUUAAAUCAUGCAUCAAUAAUUGAUGGCAUUCGUCUUGCUGAGAGGCAAAAAAGCGUAAAGGUGUAUGUAUAUAGACACUGUGACAUGUCCCACCUCAAUAUGCUAUUAUCUAAUUGCAGCAUGAGGAAGAAAGUUGUGGUGACUGACAGCUUGUUUAGCAUGGAUGGAGACUAUGCGCCUAUGGUUGAGCUAGCAGAACUUCGCAAGAAGCAUGGUUUUUUGUUAGUCAUUGAUGAUGCUCAUGGAACAUUUGUUUGUGGCAAAAAUGGUGGUGGUGUUGCUGAGGAGUUCAACUGUGAGAAGGAUGUGGACAUAUGCAUUGGUACACUAAGUAAAGCUGCUGGUUGCCAUGGAGGAUUUAUAGCAUGCAGCAAAAGGUGGAAACUAUUAAUACAAUCAAGAGGUCGUUCAUUUAUAUUUUCAACUGCUGCACCGGUUCCAGUUGCUGCUGCUGCUCAUGCUGCUGUGGAAGUGGCAAAACUUGAGAAAUGGCGUAGAGAGGCUAUUUGGAACCGGGUGAAAGACUUCCAUUUACUUACAGGAAUCCCUGUUACAAGUCAUAUUAUAUCCCUAAUCGUAGGCAGUGAAGACAAAGCACUUCAAGCAAGCCGUCUUUCUGGAACAGGCAUUUAUUGCAAUGUGGCUUCCACGUGACUGCAAUCAGACCACCUACUGUGCCUCCUAACUCAUGCAGGCUGCGAGUGGCCCUAAGCGCAGUCCAUACAAGGGAAGAUCUGGAAAACCUAGCAGCUGCACUCUCAAGUUGCAUCAAUUUCCAAGAUACCCGCAUAUAUGGCUGCAAUAGCUAUGCAAGACUGUAGCUAGCUUUUGAUUCUUCCAAGAUGAAUUGCAUCAUCAAUGAUUGAGACUAUGCCGUAAAUAAGUAUACCCUUAGUGCCGUCAUUAGCAGUUGAAGUCAAUUAUAUUCCGUUUAUAGUUGUAGGCUGCUAGCUUAUUCCUUCAUGUUAUACCAAAAUGACAAGCUAUUUUGUCAACAUCUAGAUAAAUAUUGUUAACUAAAGGUAUCUAUAUGUAUGUAAUUUUUAUCAACUUUUAGUUUAGGUUGUGUUUUUAAUACAAUCAUUAGUCAUGCAUUAUUAAUGACAUCAUUA
Molecule: messenger RNA, 1967 nt
Organism: Cajanus cajan (pigeon pea)
Lineage: Eukaryota; Viridiplantae; Streptophyta; Magnoliopsida; Fabales; Fabaceae
Gene: BIOF
Product: biotin F
Biological process (GO): biotin biosynthetic process
Molecular function (GO): pyridoxal phosphate binding
Source: RefSeq, a predicted model, not a curated record